Colletotrichum orchidophilum is the source of this 1689-nucleotide messenger RNA. Its product is annotated as sugar porter family MFS transporter. Gene Ontology annotation, molecular function: carbohydrate:proton symporter activity. Gene Ontology annotation, biological process: transmembrane transport; carbohydrate transport. The transcript is spliced from 4 exons. NCBI's taxonomy places the organism in Eukaryota, Fungi, Ascomycota, Sordariomycetes, Glomerellales, Glomerellaceae. Gene Ontology annotation, cellular component: membrane. Bases 1 to 1689 code for a protein of 562 amino acids. The record is from RefSeq and is a predicted model, not a curated record.
AUGGCAAACUCAAAACCCCCCUCCUCCCCCGUCCCGGAGGACAAGGAAAAGGGCAUCCCCCACCACGCCUUAAUCACAGAAGACAUCAUCGAAACCCCCAACGACAAGAAUGCCGCGCCCUCCCAUCACCACCAAGAAGACCUCGCCGCAGACGCCGCCCAAGCCGCCUCGGCAGAACACAAAAUGACCCUCUUCGAAGCCGUCCAGACCUACCCAAAAGCAAUCGGCUGGUCCGUCCUGCUCUCCUCCACGCUCAUCAUGGAAGGGUACGACCUCGCCCUCCUCAGCAACCUCUACUCCUCGGCCGUCUUCAACCGGAAGUACGGCACCUUCAGCGAAGCCCAGAACAAGUACGUCAUCUCGGCCGCCUGGCAGUCCGGCCUGAGCAACGGCGCCCGCGCCGGCGAGAUCUUUGGGCUCAUGAUUGCUGGUUGGACGGCGGAUCGGUACGGGUAUCGGGUUACGACUAUUGGCUUCCUGGUCUUGAUGAUUGCUUUUAUUUUCGUGCUCUUCUUUGCGCCCAACGUGCAGGUUUUGGUGCUGGGGGAGGUUCUCUGCGGAAUCCCUUGGGGGGCAUUUCAGAGCGUGACACCGGCAUACGCCUCCGAGGUCGCCCCCGUCGUCCUCAGGCCGUAUCUCACUACAUUCAUCAACAUGUGCUGGGUCAUUGGUCAAUUCUUCUCCGCGGCCGUUAAUAAGGGCUCCUACCACCACAAGGAUGAAUGGGCCUACAGGAUCCCCUUUGGAGUCCAAUGGGUCUGGCCCAUCCCCAUCCUCGUCGGCAUCUUCUUUGCGCCCGAAUCUCCAUGGUGGUACGUCCGCCACAACGACAAAGCCGGCGCCAAGCGUGCCCUCCUCCGCCUCACCUCCCGCAACCAACCAAACUUUAACGCGGACGAGACCAUCGCCAUGAUAGAGCACACAAACGCAAUGGAAAAGCGCGCCAAAGAAGGCGUCACCUACCGCGACUGCUUCAAAGGUGUCGACCUCCGCCGCACCGAAAUCGUCGUCGGCGUCUGGCUCGUCCAGACCCUCGGAGGGCAAAACCUCAUGGGCUAUUUCGCCUACUUCCUCGCCCAAGCCGGCAUGGACCCCGGAAACUCCUUCUCCCUCUCCAUGGGCCAGUACGCCCUCGGCAUGGUCGGCACCACGGGCUCCUGGUUCCUCAUGGCCCGCAUCGGCCGCCGCACAAUCCACUUCUCCGGCCUCUGCGCGCAAUUCUGCCUCCUCCUCAUCGUCGGCUGCCUCUCUUUCUCAAAAACAAACGCCUCCGUCUGGGCUAUUGGCGGCAUACUCAUCGUCUUCACGUUUGUCUACGACUUCACCGUCGGGCCCGUCACCUACUCCCUCGUCUCGGAGCUCUCGUCCACUCGCCUCAAGAACAAGACCAUCGUUAUGGCCCGCGCGGGCUACAACGCCAGCAACAUUUUCGUCAACGUCAUGACGAAUUACCAGCUCUCCUCCACAGCCUGGGAUUGGGGUGCCCGCACCGCGCUCUUCUGGGCCGGCACCUGUCUGCUGUCGUCCGUCUGGGUCUACUUCCGCGUGCCCGAGCCCAAGGGUCGGACAUAUGCCGAGCUGGACUUGCUCUUUGAGCACAGGGUCUCCGCUAGGAAAUUUGCCAGCACCACGAUCGACCCUUACUCACAUGAGCUCAACACCGGGAAGAAACUGACCGAGGAGCUUUAA